This is a messenger RNA of Coniosporium apollinis CBS 100218, 1719 nucleotides long. RefSeq lists its product as uncharacterized. NCBI's taxonomy places the organism in Eukaryota, Fungi, Ascomycota, Dothideomycetes. Bases 1 to 1719 code for a protein of 572 amino acids. The transcript has 3 exons. The record is from RefSeq and is a predicted model, not a curated record.
AUGACUUCUUACAAUAAGCAUUUUCACUUUAAUCACGAAGUGUUGGGCGAUCUCAUUGGUAUCGCCCGAAGAGAAGAUCUGGUGCAGUUCCGCGGCAUUCCUUUUGCAAGCAUCCCGGCCCGUUUCCGUCAGUCGAUAGUUGCCACCAGUCUGCCUGCCAGUCCCUUUGAUGCAACAAAGCCUGGUCCAGCCUGCCCUCAGAUAGAUCUACCAUACCCGGCAUGGUGGGAGGGUCCGCUGCCUGACUAUGGCCUACCGUUGGCUCUUCCUGAGCAAGAGGAAUUCAAAUGUCUCAAUCUGAACCUCACAAUCCCUCGGGAAGCCCUUGAUAAGCCCCAUACACGCAAACUUCCUGUUCUUGUCUUCAUCCAUGGUGGCGGAUUCAUUGGCGGCAGCCAGAGCAUCCAAGUUGGUGGGCGCGAGAUUUAUGACGCCUACAAUCUCGUGAGCACUAGUCUCAACCUGCAAAAAGGACUGAUUGUCGUCUCGAUCAACUACCGGCUUGGUCCAUUAGGCUUUCUUGCCUCCUCACACCUCGAAGCCUUCAACAAAAAGCAUGAAGAGCCAGUAGGCAACUAUGGCUUGCACGACCAGCGUCAGGCAUUGGAAUGGGUUUCGAAAUACAUAGAAGGAUUUGGGGGAAACCCAGAUAACGUCACGAUCCAGGGCACAAGCGCAGGAGGUGUCUCGUGCCAUAUUCAGUCCAUAUUUCCGCAGCGCAAGUUCCAGCGUGCCAUUUGCGCCAGCGGCACCAUACCCAGCCUUGCAGCACAACCGCUUGAUGAGCACAACAUCUACUUCGACAAUCUUUGUCAGCAAGUUGGAGGCAUCCCGCAGGGAGAGGAUGCUGUAGCAUUUUUGCAAUCAGUAUCUCCCGAAAGACUUGUCUCUACGGCGCCUCGGCUAGCUUACCGUCCAGUGGUUGAUGGCCAUUGGAUCCCCUCACAAGAUCUCCCUAGUAUACUCAGCACUAUACGAGAUGCCCCUGAUAUCAUAAUGGGGUCAUGUGCCAAUGAGAAUGAAUUUGGAGAAGUUUUGUUCGGUAGCGAUGACAUUCGCUCCGUCAGUCCCGCUGAUGCUCGGCCUCGCCCUGACAACAUCAUUCUUGAGAAGGCGGAGCAUCUCCUCGGCGCGAACGGUAUGCUCACGAUGCAGAAAAAGCCCUUCCCAUUCUCACACCCGUCCGUCAUUCAAGCAUACGGCAUUGAAGACGCUCUUCAACAACCCGGCAGGGCCUGGCGGUCUUGGGCUCGAUUAGUGACGGACUGCGCCUUCGGAAUUGCCGCUGUCUAUAGUGCUGUUGCACACUCCAGGCGCUGGCCUACAUCAAACGUCUUCCUGUACGACUUCCAAGCAACCAAUCCUUUCGAAAAGUCUCCUCACUUCCACGGCAAGGCCAACCACGGCAUCAACGACCUUUGUCUGUUCAACGUUGCGGAAGACCUGGUGCCAGAACGACACCUUGAGGAUUGGCGAGGCGCCGUCGCCCAGGUCCAGAGCGUGUGGACCGAUAUCUGCCACCAGAAAUUGCCGUGGGGUCGCUUUAACGUAAGCAUCGAUGAGGAACUGGAUUUGAAGAAGAUGGGGCCGGUUUUUGUCUUUUCUAACGGUGGAAAGAAAGACGUUGAGGAGACUUUGGAGGAUGCACUUUCAGCGGGCUUUCCGGAGAAGUGGAGCACCGUUCUGGAUGUCAUUCAAGACUCGACUUCAACUACUUAG